Molecule: messenger RNA, 4356 nt
Organism: Danaus chrysippus (African queen)
Lineage: Eukaryota; Metazoa; Arthropoda; Insecta; Lepidoptera; Nymphalidae
Source: the annotation of a GenBank genome assembly
AUGAGCGGGUACGGUAUGUCGAGCGGUGGGGACACAGACACGCUGUCUCGAAGGCUGCGUGAGGCGGAGCGUGCUCGGGCUGAUGCUGAGAGAGCUCACGCGGACGCACUGGCACACCUUCGGGCGGCACAACGCACGCCUCACGACUCACACAACGUAGAACAGUUGCAAUCUAGAGUUAGAGAACUAGAGAAAAAGGCGGCAUUAGAAACGGUUCGUUGCGAAGAACUGCAGUUGGAGCUGUCGGCAGCGAUGCGUGCUCGUGGCACUACAACCACGGCAACCUGGUCGACGCCUGUUACUCAGCCAGCUUCUGAAAUAGAGAGAAUUAUGGCUAAAAUCGAACAAGAUAACCGGAUUUUAGCUGAAUUGGAACAUUCUAGAUCAACAACUCACGGAAUCCAAACAAGCGGAUCUAAUCAAGCGUUGGGAGAGUUUCAGUCGCCGACACCUUCUCCUUUGCCUCACUCCUAUACAAGCACCUCUGGCCACGUGGUGCUCUGUCAGAGCAACACCAUGCCUACCCUCUCUUCUCUACACAACACUUCCCACUUCACCGCUCCCAGCUCUAAUACAGUGGCGUAUUCUAUGAGUGCUCAUAAUCCUACUUCCUAUUCCAAUCCAGUCCCCGCUACUUACGGUCUGUCUAACGCUCAUCAAGUUACUUUCACGAAUCCUGUAACUGCUCCUCUCGUAAACAAUAUAAGUCAAAUUUCGAGCACUCUUGCCGGGCUUCAAUCUAAUUUACAAAAUAUCACUGGCAAUAUGUCCGGGAUGAAUUUGGGUAGCACAUUAGUCGGCCCAGCGAUUAGUGGUACCUUAACAGGAGCAGGACUUUCUAGCUGUCUUAAUAAUCAGCAAACAAAUUUAUCUGGAGGUCUUACAAGUACUCUUGCUGGAAUUCAAUCAAAUUUGAGUGGUUCAUUAGGAAACCCACUAUCUAAUCUCACAGGAACUGGACAAAUCGGAAAUCUUAAUACAAGUUUGACGGGCACAAAUGCAUAUGGAACGGGCGUAGGGACUUACACGAAUCCAUUGCUAUCCGGUGGGUUAGGAACAAACACAAUGAAUAUUAAACUAAAACCCAUUGAUGAAAUAGACCUUGGCUUAAGCAGAUAUGGCACUAAUCCGCCUCUGGUUAGAGCCACUACACCUGUAACACCGCACCAACCCUCUUGGAAUUUAGGAUUAGAUAGCCAAUUUGGAACUGAUAGAAUAGGAAAUAUGGACACCUUUAUUCACGAUCGAGGUCCGAGAGCCAUAAGACUUUUACCAAAUAAUAUGUUGGACGUAGAUGUCCGAAACACGCAUUACAUGAAUGGAGGCGCACCCACUGAGCCACAAGUUGACAUGCUAGACAUUCCAGGAAAAGGUCGUUGCUGUGUUUAUAUCGCUCGAUUCUCCUAUGAUCCGCCAGAGCGUCUUUUUAGUGUCGAGACCUCGGAAGGAGAAUUAUCUAUUUGCACCGGAGACUAUUUGCUGGUUUGGGGUCCACCAGAUCCGAAUGCAACAAUGCUUGAUGCUGAGCUGUUAGACGGUCGUCGAGGUCUUGUUCCAGCAAACUUUGUACAACGUUUAGUUGGUGACGAUCUCUUAGAAUUUCAUCAAGCCGUUGUAGCUACUUUACGAGAUGCCGAUGAAACUGCUACAACAGCAAUAAGUGACAUGUCGCUCAGUAGGGAUGUGGCUCGUCUCAGUGAAAUGGCUGAUAUAAGCGAUGGUCCAGAAGAUGAUGACAAUGUGCCGGCGCCGCGGCAGCUGACUUUGGAGCGGCAACUCAACAAGUCCGUGCUCAUCGGCUGGACAGCGCCCGAGGGUGUGCAACAAGCCAACAUCGACAGCUACCAUGUGUACGUCGACGGCGUGCUCAAAACAACAGUCAAGGCAACCGAGCGAACUCGUGCCUUGGUCGAAGGAGUAGAUGCGAAUCGACCACAUCGCAUUAGCGUCCGAUCAGUAACAGUCACUAGACGCACGUCGAGGGACGCCGCAUGUACCAUGGUCAUAGGCAGAGACACUGGAAACAUGGGACCUACAUGUGUUAGAGCGAGUGGAGUAACUUGCUCUCAAGCUGUAAUAUCUUGGCUUCCAGCUAACUCAAACCACCAACACGUCGUGUGCGUCAAUAAUGUCGAGGUCCGAACUGUGAAGCCGGGUGUUUAUCGACAUACAAUAACGGGUUUGUCCCCAAGCACACAGUAUCGAGUUACAGUCAGAGCUAAGCAUUUACGAGCAGGUCCACCAGGAGUACCUAUUGAAGAAGCACCUGGAGCUUACACUGAUUUUAGAACAUUACCUAAAGGCCUGCCGGAUCCACCAAACGAAAUAAUGGUGGAGGCCGGGCCACAGGAUGGCACUCUACUGGUGACGUGGCAACCCGUGCUGCGGCCACCCGCCUCCGGGCCCGUCACCGGCUAUGCGGUAUACGCUGACGGCAAGAAGGUCACCGACGUCGAUUCCCCCACCGGAGAUCAUGCUCUCAUCGACAUCGGCAAAUUGAUCGGCCUCAAUCCCAAAUGCGUUACCGUGAGAACCAAGUCUCGGGACAGUCAAUCUAGUGACAGUGCUCCAACACCGAUACCACCAGCUGUGCUUCGAGGAGUGGCAUCUAGGGUGCCACGUGGCCAAGGUCAAGGUCCGACUCCAGGUCCAAAUCAGCCAACUCCCGGUUUCAGAAACCAAAGACCUCAGCCAUAUCAACAACACCAGCAAGUUAUCGAACACGACGAAAAUCUGUCGGAUAAGGAAAUUUUUCCAACAACAAAUCGCCAUGAGGGUCAAGCAGCUCAGCCUACGAGCGGAUUCGGCACAGGCCUUCUAAAGAGUAUAUUCGACAAAAUAACCCCUUCGCAAUCGGGGAUACCGGCCAUCGAAAUCACUAAAGAGGGAGCCGUGGAGGCGAGUAGCGAGGACGAGGAACCACGCCGCCGCCCGCAGCAGCAGCCGUCCCAACCUGCUCAAGCGUCGCAACCGCCUUCGGGUCAGCAGUACCCGAAUACACAAGCCUACCAUGGCACGCAGCAACCCCCCUAUCAACAGGGAGGCCAGUUCCCAAGUAAUCAGCCAAACCAAUAUCCCGGCCAACCGCAGCAGUACCAGAACCCUCCACCCCGAAAUCAUCAUGAAAGAGGGCGCCCUCCAAAUCCUCACCAGCCAGUACAACAACCGCCUAUGCAACAAGGCCCUAUGCAGCAAUAUGGUCCACGAGGAGGUCCUCCAAUGGCUCCUAGAGGCCCCCAACCUGGUCAUCGUCCUCCACAAGGACACCCUCAAUCUAAAAGAAGUAGAUUUUUCAUCGCUCUUUUUGACUAUGAUCCGGCUACUAUGAGUCCAAAUCCCGAGAGCUGCGAAGAAGAAUUGCCCUUCAGCGAAGGAGACACGAUAAAGGUUUGGGGUGACAAGGACGCAGAUGGAUUUUAUUGGGGUGAAUGUCGUGGCCGACGGGGCUAUGUACCUCACAAUAUGGUAGUGGAAGUUUCUGAACAGGAAGCCACCGGUCAGGCCGCAGCCAAGCCUCGGGAUCGUUGGACGGAAGCGUACGCUAACCAGCCCGUGCGAAGAAUGGUUGCCUUGUACGACUACGAUCCUCAGGAGCUCAGCCCUAAUGUCGAUGCUGAUGCGGAGCUGAGUUUUCAAACCGGUCAAAUUAUCCACGUUUAUGGAGAAAUGGACGACGAUGGUUUCUAUAUGGCAGAGAUCGACGGUGUCAAGGGUCUAGUGCCCAGCAACUUCCUCACGGAUGCUAAUGACAAUUAUGGACCACCGGGACAAAGUAGCCAAGGUAUGGUGGGCGGCGGCAGAACCGGUAUUCCGGGUACAAGUAUGCCUGUUGGGGGCCAAGGCCGUGGGCGAGGGGUACCACCCGGCCCUGGGGCUCGCGGUCCUCCUCCCCCACCUCGUGAAAACGUAGCCCCUGCACCCAGGAACCAUCAUCGCAAAACAGAUGCCUGCCCUCUUCCCCCUUCUCAGUUAGACCACAACACAUGCGCCAGUAUUCCAGAACAGGCGAAUUCUCAGGGGAGGGGGAGAGGCGCGGUGAGCGCUCCUCAGGUGAGCACGAUCGCGCGCACGAGCGCUGGUAAUGUGAGCACGCCGACCGUGCAGUCUCCAGGAUCGGCAGCCAUUACCGGCAUGCCGCCCAUCGGCACAACGACAGCCGUCAGCACGUCGCCAGCCCGUCGAGGCGGGCCAGCUGUCGUGCCAGCACCCACCGCUCAGCCAACGACACAAGCCCCGCCUCCUACCAGUCAGCCCAACCUCAUGCAGAAGUUCUCCGAGAUGACUGCCCCCGGUGGUGACAUUCUCAGCAAAGGGAAGGAGCUCAUCUUCAUGAAGUUCGGACUCGGUGGGAAAUAA